Messenger RNA from Serpula lacrymans var. lacrymans S7.9, 654 nucleotides. RefSeq lists its product as uncharacterized. The annotation marks the transcript as partial. The transcript is spliced from 3 exons. The record is from RefSeq and is a predicted model, not a curated record. NCBI's taxonomy places the organism in Eukaryota, Fungi, Basidiomycota, Agaricomycetes, Boletales, Serpulaceae.
CCGUCCACUGCCUUGCAUCUUUUUUCUCAUUCCUCCUUCAUAUUCCUUUUAUCGUGGUUGCUGUUGUGUUUUUCGCUGGUUUGUCGUGUGAGCAGAGUGCAGUAUGUAUUUCUCCGACCCCAGUGCCCACCCAGGGAUCCUUUCUGGUUCGCAUUUCCCAAGACAGGCUGGCAACGCUUCAGAAGCCUCUUCUGCCUCUGCCUCUGGUACUGGUGAUUCCACUUCCAGCACAGGCUCUGCAGUUCAACCAAGUGCACCGACGUCUUCAGUGGACCCACCGCCUUCGAGCACUCAGGGAGGCUACACCACUGCCACCUCGACAUCAGGAACUGGAGAUGGCCAGACAUCAUCUACUUAUGUCCAGCCUACGUCUGACAGCGUGAUCAGCUCUCCUUCGUCGACGCAGCCCUCGUCCACCCCAACUUCCUUAUCUCCCUCUUCGUCUCCUCCUUCGUCAAGCUCUUCCGCGAGUACUCCAUCUUCUACUCCAACUAGCACUCCGACGUCUUCCGUUUCACCAACUAAUACCUCCUCCUCGUCUUCUUCUUCACCUUCUUCUUCACCCCCGCCAUCGUCAUCUACCUCACCAACUAACACUUCUUCCACUUCUCAGCCUACCUCUUCUUUACCCCAGUCUUAUUCGACUUCUUACAC